Topomyia yanbarensis is the source of this 3629-nucleotide messenger RNA. RefSeq lists its product as uncharacterized. Gene Ontology annotation, cellular component: membrane. The record is from RefSeq and is a predicted model, not a curated record. The transcript is spliced from 6 exons. Gene Ontology annotation, molecular function: protein binding; calcium channel activity. Gene Ontology annotation, biological process: calcium ion import across plasma membrane. Bases 138 to 3629 code for a protein of 1163 amino acids. NCBI's taxonomy places the organism in Eukaryota, Metazoa, Arthropoda, Insecta, Diptera, Culicidae.
ACCACCUAGUUCCAACCCCGCCGUUGUUGAUUCGAUUUCGAUUUUUCAGUCUGUGGCGAACCGUUCAAGUCGAUGGUUCCACUACGUUUCUUCGGCGGCUAUUCGGUUUGGUGUUCCCGCAAUCGUAACCGUUCCGCAUGGUACAAUUCAACUGGCGGCGGCUUUGCCGCAAAAAGCGUAACAUUCCGCAGGGUGGUGCUAUCCUGGAUCAAGUGAUUUCGCAGAGCGCCAACGCCUCCAACCAGUGUCUGCUGUACAAGAUGGCCAACUAUAAACGGGGUGGCGAUUUGAUUGACGCCUUUCAGGUCGGUGGUCAGAAAGCCGUCGAACAGUUGAUUCGGGAUCAGUUUGGGGUGUUUAUGUAUAACAAUGGACGCGGACAGAUUAUCAAUCGGGCCGAGUAUCUUCGCUGGAAGUACAUGGAUAAUCAUGAGGUCGUCAUUCCGAUUGAGGCUUCCCUAUCGCCGCACGAUCCCCUAGGGAAAUGGGUCGAUCAUAAGGCUUGCUGGCAGAUGCAGUACCGAGGAUUGCUGGGGGAGAGCCUACUGCACGUGUUAAUUAUUUGCGACACCAAAAUUCACACCAAGUUGGCUCGGAUCAUGCUGCGCGUUUUCCCGGAACAAUCGAUUGACGUGAUGGAAGGUGAGGAGUACCUGGGCGCUAGUGCACUUCACCUGGCGAUCGCCUACAGCAACAACGAGUUGGUGGGCGAUCUGAUUGAUGCCGGGGCGGAUGUGUCCCAGCGGGCCAUUGGACGCUUCUUCCUUCCGCGGGAUCAGCAGGGUUUGCGACCGGUCAAAACGACCGAUUAUGAGGGGUUGGCUUAUCUUGGGGAGUAUCCACUAGCGUGGGCUGCUUGCUGUGCGAAUGAAUCGGUUUAUAAUUUGCUGUUGGAGUGUGGGGCAGAUCCGAACGCGCAGGAUAGUUUUGGGAAUAUGAUUUUGCAUAUGGUUGUGGUGGGUGAUAAACUGGAUAUGUUUGGGUAUGCUCUGCGUCAUCCGAAGCUACCGUGCAAGAAUGGGAUUUCGAAUGAAGCGGGAUUGACUCCGUUGACGUUGGCUUGUCGUUUGGGUCGCGAUGAAGUUUUUCGCGAGAUGUUGGAACUGUCGGCGAGGGAGUUCUGGCGGUAUAGUAACAUCACCUGUUCCGGGUAUCCGUUGAAUGCGCUGGACACGUUGAUGCCGGAUGGUUCGACUAACUGGAAUUCGGCUUUGUUUAUCAUUCUGAAUGGAACUAAGGAGGAGCAUUUGAACAUGUUAGAUGGUGGCAUCGUUGAGCGUUUGUUGGACGAAAAGUGGAAAACUUUCGCCAGGAAUCAGUUUCUGAAGCGACUACUGAUCCUUGCACUGCAUUUGUUUUGUUUGUCCUGCUCGGUUUAUCUGAGACCGGCUCGGGUAUUUCCUAACGAGAGUGAGGCUGAUGGCGAGGCUGGUGAGGGUUCCGGAGACGAUGAAGGUAUUGAUUUGACGAGCUGGUUCCGCUACGGGUUCGAGAUCGCAACCGUGAUGGGAGUGCUGAGUUACGUGGUCCUGCAGCAAGGCGACGAGAUCAAGAACCAAGGGCUAAUUUCGUUCAUUAAAUCUCUGGGCAACGCACCGGCAAAAGCCAUCUUUUUGGUCUCGAAUUUAAUGAUCCUGGCGUGUAUUCCUCUGAGGAUUCUAGGCGAUACAGAGACCGAAGAAGCGAUCCUUCUAUUUGCCGUUCCUGGCAGCUGGUUUCUUCUGAUGUUCUUCGCUGGAGCAAUCGGUUUGACAGGUCCCUUCGUAACGAUGAUCUUUUCCAUGAUCACGGGUGAUAUGUUCACGUUCGGCAUCAUCUACAUGAUCAUACUGUUCGGUUUCUCACAGGCAUUCUAUUUUCUGUACAAAGGACACCCGGAUGCGGAGGAGACACCGUUCGGAAGCUACUGGAGUACUUGGAUGGCCCUUUUUCAGACGACUCUGGGUGAUUACGAUUACGCCGAUUUGAAUCUGACCACCUACCCGAGCCUUGCCAAGACCGUAUUCAUCCUGUUCAUGAUCUUCGUACCGAUUUUACUUCUCAACAUGUUGAUCGCUAUGAUGGGUAACACCUACGCGUACGUCAUCGAACAAGCGGAGAAAGAGGGCAUGAAACAGUGGGCCAAGAUCGUGGUCAACCUCGAGCGGGCUGUGAAGCAGGAGGACGCCAAGAAAUACCUGGAAGAGUACUCGAUCGGUUUAGGCCCCUCGGAUGAUCCUCGGUACGAAAUUCGUGGAGUUAUGGUCAUUAAAAGCAAGAGUAAAACUCGUGCCCGUCAGCGUAAAGGUGCGGUAAGCAACUGGAAGAGUGUCCUUCGUGUCACUUUGAACGAACUGAAGAAACGUAGCAUGACCGGUGAGGAACUGAGACGUAUCAUGUGGGGUCGGUCCUCGAUCACUUCACCGGCCAAAGUAUCCAAGAAAAAGAAAGGCUAUGAGGAGGACCCCUUUGCGAUCACGGCCGCCAUCGAUGUGAUGUCCUUUACGCAGGACAUCGUGAUGGUUAGUACCGAUCCGUCGGCCCCACCAACGAUUGACCCGACGAAAAAACCGACCACCACUGUCAAACCGGCAACCGCUCCUGUACCACAACAACAGCAACCAACACCGGAAAUUCCACCCACUCCCGCUCUGGUCAAGCGCCAAUCCGUUGUCAGUGCUCCACCGGCCUACGAUGAUUUCCCUCCGAUGAAGGAUUACAAAGAUCCACUGCGAGAGCUGGUCAUCAUCUCCGAAGCAACCUCUGUCGACGAACAGUAUGCUCAAAACGUCAAAAUGCUAGCAUUCGACGCUUCCACCUUGGACCACAUCCACGAGAUCGAUCUAACCCGCCAGUCGCAGAUGCGCCAGGAAGAGCAACAGCAGCAGCAGCAGACACAACAGCAACAGCAGACUGUUGGUCAGCUGAAUCCCUUCCUGGAUACGAAAGACGUUGUCGAUCCGGUGAAGGAGCGGGAAUUCCUCAAAACGUUGGAAGCCCUGGAGGACACCGAUAGCGAAGCGGCCGAGAAGCCAGUUCUUGGUAAAAUUUCCCUGAUUCGUCGCGCUAAAUCGGCCGUUUCGAGAACGACUUCCAGGAAGAAGAAAACUGACCAACAUCCUCUGUUUAUGAUUGCCUGGGAUGAUAAAAACGUGGCUCGUGCUGCGCAGGAGGAUUUCGGUGCACUGAAUACGGCUUACGAGUACACCGAGGAAGAUUUGAAACAUGACGUUGAUGAGGAAGCUAAGGAAAUUCAUGACAAUGAGGACGAGGGUGUGACGGUAGAGGAGGUUCACCGGCGAAUGGAGCAGUUUCAUUUGAGAGCGCGGGUCUCACCGGAACGGGACAGUAACUCGACCGAGAGCAGUAAGAAAUCUUCCGGUUCGAAGAAACGUCACGGUCAUGGAAUUGGUCGAGGAAAGAAUAAGAUUUCACCGGACACUUCGAAUGAAAGUGUUUCGUCGGCAAAGAAGGAUAAACGAAUGAAAUCGGCUCCUACUAGUGGUGGUGGCAAUGGAGGGCCACGGCACCGGCGGUUGCAGGAACAGGAGGCUGGGGGUGAUUCGCCGCCGGAUCCGUUGGAACCGUGGAGUACACGGGACAUUGUGAACAUUAACAAGCUGCUCGAUACGGACACGCAGGAGGAGUGA